UGAGCUCUCAUGUCACUAGUGACAUUUCCAUCCACUCAACCUUUCUGCACACCUGAAGCUCAGACCUGCAUUAUGCAGCAACCGGCAAGACAGAGGCUGAGGCCAUGGCUGGAGGAGCAGAUUCAGUCGGGGAAGUAUCCAGGUGUCAGCUGGCUGGAUCAGUCAGCUCGGAUCUUCCAGAUUCCUUGGAAGCAUGCUGCUCGUCAUGGUUGGAGCAUUGACCGGGAUGCCACGCUCUUUAGGAGUUGGGCAAUGCACACAGGAAGGUACCGUCCAGGCAGAGACAAGCCUGAUCCUAAGACGUGGAAAGCAAACUUCCGAUGUGCCUUGAAUUCCCUGCCUGACAUCUGUGAGCUGCGGGAACACAGCAGGAAGAGAGGCAGUAAUGCCUACAGAGUCUACAGAAUGCUGCCCAGUUCUCAAACACGCAGAAGAAGAAGAGGACUGUUCAGCAGACCCCAAGAGAUACAGAGAGGCUUAGGAGACCACAGAAUCGACAACACAUAUACCUCACAGCAAACCUGGCAGCCUACAACAGCACUACCUGUGUCAGAACCACCGCAUAAGCUGGAGACAAGCGCACAACAUUGCUUCAACAGCCAUGAAGCACAUGGUCUGUGGGAGUCCAAACUUGAGGAACAGGAACCAAGUGAAGCGGCCUAUAAGCUAACUGACCAUUUAAACACUGAGCAAUGGAACCAGACUUGGGAUCAAAGAGGAUGGAGGACGCAUCCUCCGUGGGACCAACAACAAUGUGCUGGUGAGGAGAACCCUUAUCCUCUUCAGACGGAGAACUACGGUGAUCUGUUUGGCCCAAACUACAUCAAAGAACUCUCAGACUGGUCCACACAGCAGCAAACACUAAUGCUGUAGCUGUUUGGAUCCUCUUUUCUAUCUUUAUUUAACACUUAUUUGUUGAGUUAGUGAUUUCCCGUAAAUGCUUCUGUGUUUUCCUGUUUCUGCUGCACGGACUACUGAACAACAGCAAGGAAAUAAAGUUGGGGCCGAUAUUAUAGCCCUGUCAAUCACUCAAUUCUGGGAACGCUGCAAUAACAGGAUCUGGUUCCAAGCCAAGCAUUGCGGCUGCUGCUAUCAUCAUAUGUGUUCACUGUGGUUCAGUGACUCACACCCAUGAAAAUGACACCAAGCUUGCAGCGUAGCUUUCAGAUAAAAAAAUAAGAUCAGAUUUAAUCCCAGCAAAAGAUAUGGUAUCGAUCUCUACUCUCAGGCUGUCACAAUGCUUAAGUUUAUGUUUUUAUAUGCAAUUCAUAAUUUGUUUAUUUCUUUAUGACUACGAAGAAAGUUAAACAACAUUUUAUUAAACAAUGUACAAACAAAUGUGAUUCUUUGUCUUUUUUUUUUGUAACUGUGUUUUAAGUUGUUUUUUUUUUUCUUUUAAUUUCCAUAACAGAUGUUCCU
This is a messenger RNA of Cyprinodon variegatus (sheepshead minnow), 1419 nucleotides long. RefSeq names its product interferon regulatory factor 5-like. Gene Ontology annotation, molecular function: DNA-binding transcription factor activity, RNA polymerase II-specific; RNA polymerase II cis-regulatory region sequence-specific DNA binding. NCBI's taxonomy places the organism in Eukaryota, Metazoa, Chordata, Actinopteri, Cyprinodontiformes, Cyprinodontidae. The coding region runs from base 10 to 873 and encodes 287 amino acids. The transcript is spliced from 7 exons. Gene Ontology annotation, cellular component: nucleus. Gene Ontology annotation, biological process: regulation of transcription by RNA polymerase II; immune system process. The record is from RefSeq and is a predicted model, not a curated record.